AUGGCAGCCCAUGUGCAGCUGAACACCUCUGCCAAGAUGCCCCUCGUGGGGCUGGGCACCUGGAAGUCUGCAGCUGGGCAGGUAAAAGCUGCAGUGAUGGCUGCCAUCGAUGCCGGGUACCGCCACUUCGACUGUGCCUACGCCUACCUGAACGAGAGUGAGAUUGGGGAAGGGAUCCAGCAGAAAAUCAAGGAAGGGGUUGUGAAAAGAGAAGAUCUCUUUGUUGUCAGCAAGCUGUGGUGCACCUUUCAUGAGAAGCCUCUGGUGAAGGGAGCCUGCCAGAAGAGUCUUGCCAAGCUGAAGUUGGAUUACCUGGAUCUCUACCUCAUCCACUGGCCCUUUGGCUACAAGGCUGGAGAGGAAUUGUUUCCCAAAGAUGACAAAGGCAUGGCCAUACCCAGCAAUAGUGAUCUUCUACAGACGUGGGAGGCCAUGGAAGAUCUGGUGGAUGCUGGCCUGGUAAAAGCCAUUGGAUUCUGCAACUUCAACCGUGAGCAGAUUGAAAGAAUCUUGAACAAGCCAGGACUGAAGCACAAGCCUGCAAAUGUCCAGAUUGAAUCUCAUCCAUACCUCACCCAGGAGAAGCUGAUCAAGUACUGCCAAUCCAAAGGGCUGGCUGUGACUGCAUACUGUCCCCUUGGCUCUCCUGACAGACCAUGGGCUAAGCCUGGGGAUCCUUCCCUUCUGGAUGACCCCAAGAUCAAAGAGAUUGCAGCCAAGCACAACAAAACCCCAGCACAGGUUCUCCUUCGCUUCCAGAUCCAGAGAAAUGUGAUUGCCAUUCCCAAAUCUGUCACCCCACAGCGCAUUGUGGAGAACUUCCAGGUGUUUGACUUUGAACUGACUAAAGAGGAGAUGGAAACUAUUCUGUCCUUCAACAGAAACUGGAGGAUCUGUCAAAUGAACGUGUCCAAAAAUCUCAAGGAAUACCCUUUCCAUGCAGAAUACUGA
Messenger RNA from Melospiza georgiana, 951 nucleotides. Its product is annotated as aldo-keto reductase family 1 member B7-like. Gene Ontology annotation, molecular function: aldose reductase (NADPH) activity. Lineage: Eukaryota; Metazoa; Chordata; Aves; Passeriformes; Passerellidae. The record is from RefSeq and is a predicted model, not a curated record. The transcript is spliced from 10 exons. Gene Ontology annotation, cellular component: cytosol. Bases 1 to 951 code for a protein of 316 amino acids.